UUCAAUCAAACUCAAAGCCUGGUAAUACUAUCAGUAAUACUAACUACUAUGAAAUUUCGUACUAAAUCGGCGAAAUCGUUCAGUUGUAAAAACUAAAAUAAGAUUAAGAGCUUAGGAUAUAAGUACGUGUCCAGCUGUUAACAGUUUGGCUCGCGAUUGUUACAAAUAUUAGUAAUAAUAGUACUAGAAGUUAGAACUAUGUUUGACCGAGUUGUCAUGAUUUCACCCACAAGUAUCAAAUCCAAGGUUAAAAAGGACAAGUGUGGAGAAGUAGUUGCCUACAGUGAGGGAGCUGUUCGGCAAAAUGCUGCAAUUGUAGAAUAUUGUCGUAUUUCUAUGUCGGCUCUGUCUGGUAGUACAGCUGGGCUCCUUGGACUGACGGCUUUAUAUGGAUUUGCAUUUUACUUUAUGAUGGCACUUGCUCUGUGGAUGAUGUUGAUUAUGAAAAUGGGUUCUGACUGGAAGAAAUACUUCAGAAAUCGAACUACAUUACUAACAAGUGGACUCUUUGGAGGUCUGUUUACGUACGUGCUGUUCUGGACAUUUUUAUAUGGAAUGGUUCACGUGUACUGAGAGUGUUGUGUGAAAUAUUUCUUCGUUUGCUUUAGUUUUCCCAAAGCAAGAAAACAUCCAUCAUGUUAUGUAAAUGUACAUUUGUUCGACUUUAAUGAAAGCAAUAUUGUAAGAUUGACGUUGUCGUUAUUACUUAAUUUAUUACCAGUUGAAUGUGUUAUGUACUUGUAGUGGUUAUUGCUGAUAAUGAAAGAAGGUAUAAAGUGAAGUACCUGCAGUGAAUUAAAAUUUCACAUAAAUAAAUGUUCAUCUUUUUA
Limulus polyphemus (Atlantic horseshoe crab) is the source of this 830-nucleotide messenger RNA. It is a transcript of the gene EMC6, whose product is annotated as ER membrane protein complex subunit 6-like. Gene Ontology annotation, cellular component: EMC complex; membrane; endoplasmic reticulum. Lineage: Eukaryota; Metazoa; Arthropoda; Merostomata; Xiphosura; Limulidae. The record is from RefSeq and is a predicted model, not a curated record. Gene Ontology annotation, biological process: protein folding in endoplasmic reticulum; autophagosome assembly. The coding region runs from base 199 to 573 and encodes 124 amino acids. The transcript is spliced from 2 exons.